Molecule: messenger RNA, 1510 nt
Organism: Phaeodactylum tricornutum CCAP 1055/1
Lineage: Eukaryota; Bacillariophyta; Bacillariophyceae; Surirellales; Neidiaceae
Exons: 1
Coding region: 212-1510 (432 amino acids)
Source: RefSeq, a predicted model, not a curated record
UGAAAGGCUCGUUUUUGAUCAGAUGUAGCGCGUACGCGAGCCUCAGUAAUUCUAAAACACAACUUUGCUUUUAUCUCAGGGUCAGAUCAAGCUCCCGCUCAAUAUACUUUUCCAUCGAUUCCCCACUGAAUUUCCUCUAAACCCGCAAUUGUAAAGCUCGAAACAAUCUCUGUCAGUGAAGAGCGAUUGAGAGUUUCGUUUUCCAGACAGUAUGAAAGGUGGAACUCUCCCGCGCGUAGCGAUUAGUCGAACAGAGCGCUUCGCCAAACUAGGUGCGCACAAGAUUUCCUGCGGGACAGACAGUAAAGAAACAAAGAGGCAAAACCGUUUCAUCGUUGUCGGUACGAGUAGCCGGAAUGAUUCUCCUUCGAAGUCAACAGUUGCAUUAAAGUCUGAGGCUGAUAUAGCUUCCGAGGAGGAGAGCUCUGAAGCUACGAAGCUGUGGAAUAUGAUGUCAGUUCCAGCGUGUGCGGAUGGCGUCAAGGCUUCGAAUGGCGAAAAGAAUUAUACUGCAAGUGCCACACAGAUUAGUGCAAUAUCUUCUGAAGAAGAUGAUACAAAUACAACCCGAGAGUCACUAGAGCACAUGGCGCGUUCUCAAUACAAAGGUUCCAAUAUGGUGAUCUCUUCUAAGGAUGCACUCUGUGAAGCGGUCAAAAAGAAACAGGUGAUCCAGCAGGAGACUGCCUCUCUAGGACCCAAAGGGUUUGAAGAUAGUGAGGAAGAGCGCAAAUUCCAAGAGUGGUAUAAAGAGCAGAAAUACCGCGAAUAUUAUUUGGAGCAAAAACGCAAGGAGCGGAAGUAUCGCGAAAAAAAAUUACUUGAACAGAAGUAUAUGGAGCGAAAACGGCUUGAGCAGAAAUAUUUGGAACGAAAGUAUAUGGAAGAACGUCGCCGACGACUCAGAAUUGAAGCCGAAUUAGGUGGGGAGUAUGCCCUUCAUAGGACAAGAGCUCGCCGAAGCUCAUCACGUGACUUUGAACGAGGAAACGACGAUGAGAGCGAGGAUAUAGUCUCUGUUAGAAAUCCAAAUCGCUUUUCUCCUUCAGUUUUGAAGGAAGACCGUCAGAGUGUUGGAUCUCCUAACAAUUUAUCAAACGAUGAGCUCCCGUCGCGGUCAUCAGAAAGCUUUUUGGAGCUCAAGCGUCAAGGUGGCAUCCGGAAAGAAGAUACCGAAAACAGAAAAAGCCGCAGGAUUUCGGGACGGCGCUUCACUCCUACUGAAGCACUUUCCGCGGACGGAACUUAUCCUCCAGCUGGAGUUUUCCCGAGUCCACCUUUUUCUUUUCCCCUCCACCCCCCUCACGCAGGACCGGAAAUUCCGCAAAUGCCUUUGCCAGGCGUGGUUAGUGGAAGUCGAUUGAUUGUCUUCAGCUCUAGUGGGCAGCUGCGCUCCGAGGUCCAAGUUGUGGACCGGAUGGGAUGCAUGGUUCGACUUCAAUAUCCAGAUGAAUACGUCACGGCGCCACUCGACAUUCGAACCCUUCGUUUUCAGCUACUUCUACCAUAG